UCCUCCUUUCGUUUGAGUCCGCAACAUCCCGACUGGCCGAGGCUGGUGAUCGCAGGCAGCGGCAGCGGCAAGCCCCCCACAAGACGGAUGAAUUAGAAAAACUGCUGCAACCACCGGCACCCACUUCUUUUCUUUUAUUUAUUGUCUGUGUUGAAGAGUCGGGCUGAAAACACUGCCGCCCUCUUCUUGACAGUGUGAAGCGGAUACAAGGCUCCCUGUGUACAGAUUCACCAUGGGGAUCAAGGCUGCCCUCCCCAGAUAUGAGCUGUAUCUCUACACAGCUGUACUCGCCAUGGCCUUGAUAUGGGCAGGCAGUUGGAUAUUUGAAGCUUCAAGUGAGAAUGUAAACAGAAAGGCCUUCAAAGAAAGUGUGAAACCAGGAUGGCAUUACUUUGGCAGGAAAAUGGAUGUUGCGGACUUCGAAUGGAUGAUGUGGUUCUCUACAUUCCGCAAUCAUAUCCUUUUUGCUCUCACCGGUCACGUGAUCUUUGCCAAGAUAUUCACCCUAAUAGCUCCAAAGAUUGGUAUAGAUGGAUGUAAGCACAGAUCCUUGAUCUUUGGGGUGUACGGUGGUUUGGCAGUCCUGGUCACAAUGGGCUGGACCUUCAUGGCUCUGGUCCUGUCUCACUGCAUCAUAAUCUACAGUGUUGCUCUGGUCAAGAAGAAAUGGAUGUGCUUUGCUGCUGGCCUGACCACACUGGCCUCCAUCAAGCUGGAACCCUAUAACUCCUGGCAGGAAUCCUUGGUGACUGGUUCCUUCAACCUACAAGACAUCCUGUUCUAUGGAGGCUGUGGCUUCAGCAUCAUGCGCUGUAUGAGCUUUGCUUUAGAGAACUGUGAAAAGAAGGACGGCAACUACACAUUCUCUGACCUGCUGAGGUACAACUUCUACCUCCCCUUCUUCUUCUUUGGACCUAUCAUGACUUUCGACAGGUAUCAUGCCCAGGCGAACAACACCCAGCUGACCCGCAAAGAGAGGGAGAUGUGGAACAUCACCACCAAGGCUUUGUUGCACCUGGGAAUUAUUCUGGUGGUGGAUGUCUUCUUCCACUAUCUGUACAUCCUGACAAUCCCCAGUGACAUGAAGCUGGUCAACAGGCUGUCUGACUGGUGUCUGGCUGGCCUGGCUUAUUCCAACCUGGUUUAUGACUGGGUGAAAUCAGCUGUGAUGUUUGGUGUCAUCAACACUGUGGCUACACUCGACCACCUGGACCCUCCUCAGCCCCCCAAGUGUAUCACCAUGCUCUAUGUCUUCGCUGAGACGCACUUUGACAGAGGCAUCAACGACUGGCUGUGCAAGUAUGUUUAUGACUAUAUUGGAGGGGAUCAUGAUAAAAUCUUCAAAGAACUCUUAGCAACCUUCUGCACCUUCGCUAUCACCACCCUGUGGCUGGGCCCGUGUGAACUGGUUUACAUCUGGUCCUUUUUCAACUGCUUUGGCCUCAACUUUGAGCUGUGGGUGGCUAAGUUCUUCUCCCUUCCACCGUUUUCUAACAUUGAGGGUGCCAUGGGUGAAGCUAUGUCACGUAGGAUUCGUGGUGUCUUCAAUGCUGCCAACUUCUGGGCCAUCGUUCUCUACAACGUUCUCUCCCUUAACAGUUUGGAUUUUGCCAAGCUGGUGGGCAGGAGACUGAUUUUCAAAGGUUUCCCUCUGUCCUCCCUCUCAGUGUUGCUUGUGACCUACUGUGGCGUGCAGCUGGUGAAGGAGAGGGAGCGACAACAAGCCCUGCUGGAGGAUCUGCAGCCGACGAAGCCAGUCGAUGGCGGCAAAGAAAAAGCAGAAUAAACAGAGAGAAACAGACAGAGUUUCACAGACUUCAUGGUCGACAGCCCCCUCACAUUGUUCCAACCAUGGCCUUGUGAACUGUAACUGAAACAGACUGUAACAGCCAGUCAGCACCUACAUUGUUCAGGAGCCUGUGUUUUUUGGCUUUUGUUGGUCAGAAGCAAAGCAAUGUUUUGAACUGUGAAAUAUCCCCAAGUGCACUUGCUGUAGAUAAUCGUCACGUCCUCUGGCACAAACCCACUGAUGGCGCAUUUUUUAUUUGUAUUUUAUCCAAACAAGAAAUUGUUCAGAAAAUUAUAGGCCUGCCUUUAUGUAUGUACACUGACAUACAGUAUUGUAAAGAAACAACCACUGUGCUCUGUUUGGUUGUCUCCUGGGUUCACUUCUGUUUUUUCUCAAAUUUGGACAUGCCUCCUUUUAAUCAUUGUCAACAGGAUUAUGUUUAGUCAGGUGGUGUCUCAGUUUUACUCUCUACGCCUUAGAUCCUAAUCAUUAUAAUAUUUAACCACACUGAGAGGGUUAAAACUUGAAAAAAAAAAACUUGUGUGUGUGGAAUGAAGAAAGUAAACAAAGGGUGCUGUGGAGAUCCUCCACAUUGCUUGCUGCUGAUUGUAAAGUAUAUUUGUUCUACUGUCACAAGGUAAACAUACAAGUCUAUUUUAAUGUUGUUUGAGAAUGUAUGCAAACUCUUUAAGUGCUGAAAAAGUGAAUGUACUUCAACUGUUCAGAGAACGACAGCUCACACUACUGUACCAUCUACAGGAGGUUACUGUAGAUGUGACAUUUCAGGAUAUCUUUCUCCUCCCUCUUUCCACAUGAUCCAGGUCCUCAGUUCGAUAUGAAAGGCAACAGGCCCACCAGGGAAUAUGGGUCAGUCUUUAUCCUGUCUGUCACCAAAACCUGUUGUGUGUCUUAAGUGCAGCAGGUAGUGGGGAAUGCAGAUUGGAACGCCUUUCUUUAUUGUAAGGUUUUUAUUCAAAAGCCUUUGAAGUUUGACUUGAAAUAAAGUUUUGUUUUUAAUCCAGAA
Molecule: messenger RNA, 2813 nt
Organism: Toxotes jaculatrix (banded archerfish)
Lineage: Eukaryota; Metazoa; Chordata; Actinopteri; Toxotidae
Gene: hhatla
Product: hedgehog acyltransferase like, a
Exons: 13
Coding region: 233-1786 (517 amino acids)
Biological process (GO): negative regulation of N-terminal protein palmitoylation
Cellular component (GO): endoplasmic reticulum
Molecular function (GO): acyltransferase activity
Source: RefSeq, a predicted model, not a curated record